Drosophila rhopaloa is the source of this 7096-nucleotide messenger RNA. RefSeq names its product proton channel OtopLc (gene OtopLa). The transcript is spliced from 15 exons. Gene Ontology annotation, biological process: proton transmembrane transport. Gene Ontology annotation, cellular component: membrane. Bases 890 to 3919 code for a protein of 1009 amino acids. The record is from RefSeq and is a predicted model, not a curated record. Gene Ontology annotation, molecular function: proton channel activity. Lineage: Eukaryota; Metazoa; Arthropoda; Insecta; Diptera; Drosophilidae.
UUUGCGAGUGAUGGAAGACACUGUCUCUUCAGACCGGUGCCGAAAAAUAAUAAAUAAAUUACUAAAAGAACAACAGACUAGCGAGAAAUAAUAGCAUUGCUUAGAAGCGAGAGCCUUUAGAAAUAAAACGAUUUUCAGCACAGUUUCCCUUACCAUGAGACCAGUGCUAAAAAAUAGAAAUCAGAGAAACUAAGAAAUAAAAAAGGAAACUACAGUUUUGAAUGUGCGUCGUCCAUUUUGUCUGCUGUGCGUGUGUCUGUAUGUGUGUGUUAGUCCGUUUCCGGUCCAAUCAAUCAACAAACUUGAAUUGUUUUACACAAAAUCGCAGGACAAUAGCCUUAAAACUGCUAGAUCAAAACGAAACGCAAUAAGAAAACGCGCGCGUUGUAGACGCCACGCCUCCCGCCCUCUUCGGCGUCUUCUUCUUUUCAAGCGGAAGCAAAACAAAGAGACCAGGACAUUGCAAAAAGGAAGAGAGGAGAAUAAAGCAAGAGGAAGCGACCCGAAAAGGAAACGCAUAUGAGCUGAACGGCAGGAUAUAACCCCCAAAAAAAACGACCAAUUCGCGCAACCAAAAGUCUUAAAAUUCAACUGCUGCUGCAAACCGUAUGACUGAUUUAUCACGUUGAGCAAACCAUAGCGAUUACCUCCCUAAGAACUUUACACUAGCUUACAAAUAGAGAUAUAUACUCGCGCAUAUACGGCCGGAUAUAUUUGAAUGACAAGUCAAUAGCUCCGAUUAUAUAGGACUGUAUUGUAAAACGCUAGCAGAGUUGCCAGAUCAGCCAGUAGAAAGCCCGUAUAAAGUGUCUAUAACUGUUAUUGUAUCCGAUAGAUAGAGAGAAAGAGAGAGCGCAGAGGAGAAUCGGAAGCGAGAGAGCAGAGAGGAAUGCAGCGGUGUCCCUACAUUCAUGAGAUGCGCGAAAGACUACUGGACCAGCCACGGGAGACACUUCAACUGGAGAACAUGGAGCGGGCCAAUCUUCUCGACAACCGCCAAUCGGCAUCCGAAUCCAACCAGGUCGGCACUGUGGUCAAGCUGCAGGGCGAUGGCUAUCACACAAGUCCUGCGCACCAGCGCACCCCACUAGUGCCUCACGAUCUCGGCGAGGACUUCAAUUUGGAUUUCGACGACGACUUCCCGAUCGACGCAAGACGACCGAAAAAUGCCAACGGCAAACAUCCAGCGGUUCUGACGCGUCCACAGCAAAGGGUUUGCUACACGUUCAAGCCAAAUCCAAAUAAGUACAGUUUUAUGCCAGCGAAAAUAACGGUACAGGGCACAUAUGAAACAAAUCCAAUAACGGGACCCAUCGAACUAUGGACAUCGCUGUUCAUCGUGACCAGUCUGGUGUACGCGAUCCUCCUGAUCGUCGUCUGCAUCGCCUACGUAAUCAGUGAUGUAACCACCCACCGACUGCCGGUUUUGUACUACGAGACAUUCUUCACAUAUCUCUACGGCGUCAGCAUACUUUUCCUCCUCUACGUCUUCUGUUUCCUGCUGCAGGAGAGCUCUUGCUGCAAUGGCGGCAACGGCGGCAGCAAACCGAAACCCCAGCCCAAGGAAAAGAAGUCGAAGAAAGCCAAGAAUGCCGAUCCGGCCGAUUCGAAGGAUGCGAAGGGCUCAAAGGACUCUGGCAAGGCGGCCAAGGGCGCCGCAUAUCAGCACUCACUGGCCAAGUUUCUGGAAGCACCCGUGGAUGCCGAGGUGGCCGUCACCCCGAAGAAUGUGCGCAAGCGCAAGACAACCCACAGCGAUCUGACGCACGGCAGCUUCUUCCUUCGAGUGGGAGCCAUUGCCUUUGGACUGGGCGCCAUGAUCUACAUUGGAUUGGAGUUCGGAUCGUUCUUCGAAAUACCCUUCGAUUCGCCAUGCCAUCACAUCCUGAUCGGCGUGAAUCCACUGCUCCAGAUGAUAUUCACCUUCAUGCAGAUGUACUUUAUAUUCAUGAAUGCCCGGACUAGGCCGCCAUUUCAGCUGAACAUCCACCGCUUCAAGGUGAUCGCCCGCUUCGGCCUGAUGCACGUGGUGGCCACCAACAUCUGCGUGUGGAUCCGCACCCUGGUGAAGGAGUCGCUGCUGGAGAUCACGAUCUAUCACCAGAAGAACGAGCCGGAGGCGGGGGCCUCCUCCAUUGCCCACUCGAUCCGGCAGCAUGCACUGCGCCACGCCGGCACCGUGCUGAGGACCCACGCAGGACCCAACAGCGAGUUCGAGGUCUUGGAUGGCGAGGACAUCCUGCCCAAGGACGUGUACAAGAGCGACAACGUGCUGUCCAAGCUGGUUCGCAAUACCGUCGACGGUAUUUCGAAGAGCCUGGGCAUGGGUGGUGAGCAGGUGCUGGCCAGCACCACCAGUACCACCACCACGACCACCAGGGCGCCAGGGUUCACCACACCGGGCUACCAAUGGCACAGCACUACUAUGGCCCGCAAGCUGAAGAAGUUUAUCACCAGCGCCACCACCGCGGCCACCACGGCGGCGGGCAGCAGUAGCUCCACCAGCAGCACCACCAUCUCACCGUCGUCGACCGCCAGUAGCACCACCAUCCCGCCGACCACCACCAGCACCGCCAUCCCAUUAUCGAGCACCACCUUCAGUCCAUUCAGCCCCACCACCACCGCCGCCCUGAACCUCGAGACCAGUGGCAGUGAAUCGCCCUUCGGCGGCUUGCAGCGCAUCCUCUCCAGCGCUGCUCCGCCGAGCCUGGCGCCAGUCGAUGGGUUCGGAUCCGCCGCCACGCCAGUGCCCGUUUCCGGUUCCGCCGCCGGCUCCUUUGUGGACAACUUCCUGGCCAGCACCCUGAGCCCGGCCAGCAGCACCGAGGGCUCGGCCAGCAUAAUGAACAACCUCUUUGGCCAGGGCCCAAUGGAGAACAGCUUCCAGACGUACACGGACCUCGGCCACGAGGAGGCCACCGGGCUGGUGAGCUUCGAGAAUUUCGAGAGCCUGGACAGCAUUUACCCGGCGGCGCUGUCCUCCAACAUCGGCACACUCAACUCCACCGCCUGCGGACGCAUCGACAUAAUGGGCACCAUCGUCUACGACUCGGCGCCCUACCUCUAUCCGUUCAUCAUCGAGUACUCGCUGAUCGGGGCGGUGGUGUUGUAUGUGAUGUGGAAGCACAUCGGCCGCUAUCCGGGCCGCAUGAACGACGAGGACCUGGAGCACCGGCUGGAGGUGAUGCUCUCGCGGCGGGCGGUGGCCAUGGCGCAGCAGGCGCGAUCCGGACGCGUCGACUGCGUCGGCUCGUCGAAGGGCCUGUUCUUCGGGCUCCUGCUGCUGGUCGGGGCCCUCAUCUGCCUGAUACUCUUCUUCGUCUUGGUGCGCCAUCAGCAGUUCUCGCUCUUGGCCAUUUACCUCGCCGACGCCAGCCACUGCAUCCUGAUGGCCUUCGCCAUCCUGGCCAUUAUAGUGGGAUUCAUCAGGGUCAAGAACCUGAAGUUCCGCUGCGAGGAGCAGUCGAACCUGAACGACAUAUUGCUGCGCAUCUCGGCCUUCGGCCUGUUCACCUACUCCGUGUUCAGCAUCAUUGCCGGCAGUUUGAAGGUCCUGGAGAGCGAGCCCAGCCUGCUGGUGACGACCACCGGGGGCGUGGCCGUCUUCCAGGUGAUCCUGCAGCUGCUGUUCAUCGCGGACGUGUCCCGUCGCCGCGUCCACCUGCCGGAGCACGACCGGAGCAAGCCGGGCCGCCAGAUCGUCACCUUCCUACUCAUCUGCAACGUGGCCAUGUUCGCCAUCUACACAUUCGAAGCUCAAAAAGUAUUCGCCAAUCCUGUUCAGCUGGAGUUCUACGGCUUCGUGCCCUGGUCGAUCAUCCAGCGCAUCACACUGCCCCUGUGCAUCUUCCAUCGAUUCCACAGUGCCGUGACACUCGCCGAGAUCUGGAAGACCACCUACAAGGCACGCCUGGAGUAAGCUGGUGGCUAUGUCGAUGCCAAUGAAGAUGCCGAUGCCGAUGCCGAUGUCUAUAUCCCGAUGUCUAUGUAGGCCGAUGUGGGAGUUAUAAAAAUGCACCAAAACCAAAAUGUAGCGAGCCCAGAACGCAAACAGAUACAGAAAUCAAGUGAAGAGUUAGUUUCUAAUUACGUAUUAAACAUAUAUGCAUACUACAUAUAAUAUAUACAUUAAUGCAGAUAUGAUUAUGAUUUUUUUGUUUGAUAACCAAAGCGAAACGAAACGAAAUGAGAAACGAAACGAACGAACCUUUCGGACCAAUCUGCCGGUAAUAGAUGGCCAACCGAUAACGAUUUGCAGGUCGCUUCUUGACUUUUUGACCCCUUUCGGUUUUUACUUUGUUAACUCGUGGAGAACUUAAUAACUAAGUCAUAGCGUUUACAUUUUUUGCCCAAAGACCGAAAACCAUGAAACACGGCACAUGUUUUUAAUCUGAGUUACGUAUUUAAUUUAAUUUAGUUUAGUUUCGCCUCUAACACGCUGCAAUACCUUGUUACUUAAUGAAAAUGCAAGUUAAUAUUAAUUUCAUAUACUUUAUUAUUAUCCGCUUCGGCAACCGAAACCAAAAAUGAAAUCGAUUAAAAAAUUCACAUUACGAAUAAGAUGGAAAUUGUUCUGAAAACAUGGUUGUUUUCACGUGUUUUUUUUCGCGACUGCGAAGGCGGAAAUCCCCGUUAAAGUCAAAGUCCUCGGGAAAAGCACACACGAAUACACUGAAACCCAAAAGCAGGGAUCCACACAAUGCAAUGCCAUGAAGACCGCGGCCACAGGAAAAGCAAACGGAAACGGAAACGAAACGGUAACGGUAACGAAACCCGGAAACGGAUACAAAAGGACUUUCUGAAUCAAUUUGAUCUGACUUUUUCACCAAACAACAGUAACAGCCGAACAACAACAAACUGUGAUGAAUUCAUAUGAUUUAUUGGUAUCAUUUUAUUUCAGUUUAUUCUGUUCUCUCCUUUAUUUAAUCAAUUAAACUCUUCGUUUCUUAUUCUCAGCCACAAUUCACUAACUAAGUCUACACAACUUUUGUAAGAACUUAGAAACAAUGGCGCUAAGAAACUUCAUGGCCAAUUGUAAAAACAAAUUCCCCAAAACAAAAACUAAAAACAAAACAAUACCAAAAAAAAACAAAAAACAAGGGAAAACAAAGAAAAUUGUGGCAUUUAAUGGCCAAAAAUACAACAAAAAAAACAUUUUUAAUAUACAUUAUAUAAAAGUUUAUAAAUGUCCAUUUUUUGAUUAUUAGUAGUGAUGUUAAAAGAAAAACAUAAUUAACGGUAUAAAUAAUAAUAUGUAUGUAUGUUAUAGCAGAGAAUCGGAUAAACCAGAAAUUCUUAAGCAACACUCGAAAAAAAAGAGAACUUUUGGAGCAAUCGAAAAUCUUUCCAAGUGAAUCCCCGCAUUUAUGAAUGAGAAUUUUAGCUAAAGCAAAACGGAAAAUCAAGUGAAGUGGUGACGAGAUGCCAGGAAGAAAAAAGGGAAACCAUUGACAAGCAUCAAAUUGUUUACAAUUUACAAUGUUACAAAACUAACAUUUUGAAAGAUAUAUAUGCCACGUAUAUCUAUAAAUAUAGUAUACUAACCCACCAAAUUCAAAGUAUUUCAACGUUUUAUACAAGGAGACGAUGCGCAAGACAAGAGAUCGGGACAGCUAUCGACCUGUCCCCCUCGAACCCCAACCCCCCGCCCUCUCCCCCCGAAACACGAAACCCUAAGCCCGAAAUCCGUAACGCCCACAUAACCCCAUUGCCAAGCCCCAAACGCAUAGCCCCAUCCCAAAUACAGCUGCAACUCAAGUCAGAAAGCAUCAGAUUGCUAAAGACCAAAGAAGAGAAGGACGUUACCAGAAGCGAUAAAGCGAUAAAUUGAGAAUCCGAUUAUAAUCAAUAAUCAUAAUCCAGUCUACAAGUCUAUAUAAUGCAUGUUAACUGUAGGCGCGGGGAGUUCAAGAAGAAUACGUAUUCAAUACUCGUAAUCCAAUCAAAUGUAAUGUGGUAGCAAGCAUAGGCCAACCAAGCCAAAAAUCGAACAAACCAUAAGUAGUUCAGCACACACUCACUCACUCACACACGGAUCACGGAUCACGGAUCUGGAUCUGGAUAUGGAUCGGAUAUAUCCAAAGUUUGCGAACGAAAUUCAGUUUGAAACUUGUACUUGCGUAGGCUCUUAGAAAUUGUACUUGAAUGCAUACGCCACAUAAAUUAUAUAUAUAAAUAAAUCUAAUUGUUUUUUCCUUAACAUUUAGUUAAACGUAAGAUCAAAUCAUAUUUUAUGCCGUACAACCGAAAGAAAAGUGAGCAGAAAGAAAUAUUUAUUAAAUGUUUCAACUAAGUUGUAUAAUUAUAAGUGAGAGUUUACAUAAUGGAAUUAUGUAUCUGUAUCUAAGCAAGUAAAAACACUGAAAACAUUUCGGGAAAGCGCCUAUGAAAAAUGAGUUGGGAAUUCGAAGAUCGUUGAAAUAUACAGACAGAAACUUAACGCACAAGACAAGAACAAAAAGAUCAACACCAAAAGCAGCUAAGUCCCAUGAAAAAAACACAAAAAAAAACAUGAACAACUUAUAUACUCGUAAGUAUAUAGACAAUUUCAAUAACUGAUAAAAAUAUAUACAAAGUAAAAACCAAAAGCAAAAUUUACAUGCAUUUCAAAUACAUUUCCCAUAACCGCAUCAACUAAACAACAAAUCAAGUAAACCAACAAUUACAAUCGAAUUAAAAUGGAUAAACGAUUCGACAAACGUGUACGAUGAAUGAAUAUUAUAAAUUUAAAAUUAUAUAUUAUGGAUGUGUGCGAACGCAUAUGCUCAGCAACAAAAUACAACAAAAAAAAAACACAAAAACAAAAAUUGUAAGCAGUUUUUUAUUCAUCGCCACAUUUUAGAUACGAAAAUGAGAACGAAUAAAAAAAAUUCAGACAUUUCUCAGCGCGAAAUCCUUUUGUUCAAAACACUCAAACAUAUUCAUACCACACACCCUAACACACAUUUACACUGACAUUCGCUCAAUAUUGAGUUCAUUACAUAACGAAUACAAAUUAAAAUACAAAAAUGAAAUAAAAAGUUGAUGGUAAACGAAGUAAAGAUGACAUACAAGUAAUUUUAAAUUGAAUAAAUUAGUAUUAAAUAUGUACAACAAA